This is a messenger RNA of Arthroderma uncinatum, 4458 nucleotides long. RefSeq lists its product as uncharacterized. Lineage: Eukaryota; Fungi; Ascomycota; Eurotiomycetes; Onygenales; Arthrodermataceae. The coding region runs from base 1 to 4458 and encodes 1485 amino acids. The record is from RefSeq and is a predicted model, not a curated record. Gene Ontology annotation, molecular function: lipid binding. The transcript is spliced from 7 exons.
AUGGCUACACAAGCGGAACAGCCAGCGACGGGCGCCGGUCCUUCGCCAGAGAGCGUCGAGAAGAAGCUGGUGGUAGAGAGCGAGAAGGCUGGAGUUCCUGCGUUUCAAUUCGAUCCAGACGCUUCGCCGGAGAAGAAGGCCGAGCAGGCAAAGAUGGCGAUACCCUCCACCCUCCAGAAGAAUGGAACAAACGGAACAAAUGGCACCAACGGGGCGAAGGCAGCUGCUGCUGCCGGUACCGUUGCUACGAACGGUACCAAGAAACAAGAAAUGGCACAACCGCCUGAAGCAGAGAAUCCCGCGAUGGACGUUAAAGAGCUUACCGAAGAAGAGAAAUUCGCUCCAGGCCGAACUGGCUGGGGUCCUCGCUUUGCUGCUCCCGCUGCGGCGGAGGAUGCUGGCGAAGAGCCUGGGGUACGGCCAACGCUUCUAGAGAGCAAGGUCGAUGACAAGUUCUUUGGAGACUGGUACCACAACGCUGGAAUCAUAAUAUUCGCCUGUCUUGCCUCGUGGAUUAUCGCCCUGCUCGGUGGAGGCCUGGGCUGGGUGUUCCUGGUCAUAGCCACCUGUGGUACAUACUAUCGUACCUCUAUCCGCCGUGUUCGACGAAACUUCCGUGAUGACAUUACCCGAGAGCUGGCCAAGAACAAGCUCGAGACCGACUCCGAGACCCUCGAAUGGAUAAACAGCUUCCUGGCCAAGUUCUGGCCCAUCUAUGCGCCCAACCUCGCCCACUCCAUCAUCACCUCCGUGGACCAGGUGCUCAGUACCUCUACUCCGGCCUUCCUCGACAGCCUGCGCCUCAAGACCUUUACCCUAGGAAGCAAGCCACCGCGCCUCGAGCAUGUCAAAACCUACCCCAAGACUGAGCCUGAUAUCGUCUUGAUGGACUGGAAGUUCAGUUUCACUCCAGCCGAUAAGAUGGACAUGACCGCUCGCCAGAUCAAGGAUAAGAUUAACCCCAAAGUCGUGCUUGAAGUCCGUGUCGGUAAAGGUAUUGUCAGCAAGGGUCUCGAUGUAAUCGUGGAAGACUUUGCCUUCUCCGGAUUGAUGAGAGUCAAGGUGAAACUGCAAAUUCCCUUCCCACACGUGGAGCGCAUUGAUAUCUCGUUCUUGGGUAAGCCAGAAAUUGACUAUGUUUGUAAACCACUUGGUGGUGAAACGCUCGGCUUUGACAUCAACUUCAUUCCUGGCCUGGAGACCUUCAUCACAGAGCAGAUCCACGGAAACUUGGCCCCCAUGAUGUACGAUCCCAACGUGUUCCCAGUUGAGAUUGCCAAAAUGCUUGCAGGUAGCCCCGUUGACCAGGCCAUUGGUGUCCUCGCUGUUACUAUCCAUGGCGCCAACAACCUCAAGAAGGCCGAUCAAUUCUCUGGUACUCCCGACCCUUACACGAUGGUCUCGAUCAACAACCGAACUGAAUUGGCCAGAACCAAGACGGCUCACGAUACUGCUAACCCCAAGUGGAACGAGACACUUUACAUUAUCAUCACCUCCUUUACGGACGCGCUCACUCUACAGUUGCAUGACUGGAACGAAUUUCGAAAGGACGUUGAACUCGGUACUGCUACAUUCCCAUUGGAAUCUCUUGAGACUCAAGAUGUGCAUGAAAACCUGAACAUUGACAUUAUGCAAAACGGCCGUAACCGCGGUAUUAUGCAGGCAGACGUUCGCUUCUUCCCAGUCUUAACCUCUACUAAGACCGCUGCCGGAGCCAUCGAGCCUCCACCGGAAUUGAACACUGGUAUUGCCAAAUUCACCAUUGAACAGGCAAAGGAUCUUGACGGCAGCAAGUCUUUCAUCGGACAACUCAACCCUUACGCCGUCCUACUCCUUAACAACAAGGAAAUCCACAUAACCAAGAAACUUAAGCGUACCAACAACCCCAUCUUCCCCAACCCUUCAAAAGAAUUCCUGGUCAGCGAUCGUAAGACCGCCCGUCUAGGGAUGAUGAUCAAGGAUGACCGCGAUCUUGCAGCCGACCCAAUCCUCGGAAAGCAGCAGAUGAAGCUAAACGAUAUGUUGAAACUUAUGGAGAACGGCAAAGAAUGGUUUGAUCUUGCCGGUGCCAAAACUGGACGUGUUAAGAUGAAGGUGGAAUGGAAGCCCGUUGCCCUCAAGGGCAUUGUUGGAAGCGGUGGCUACAUCAACCCCAUCGGUGUUAUGAGACUUCACAUCAAGAGCGCUAAAGACCUUCGAAACGUCGAGACCAUGGGUAAAUCUGAUCCUUACCUCCGCGUCCUGAAGGCCGGUAUGGAGACUAGACGUACGGUCACCUGGUUGAAUAACUUGAACCCUGAGUGGGACGAGGUUCUCUACGUGCCUGUAAACUCCCCACGCGAGAAACUUAUUCUUGAAGUCAUGGAUGAUGAGUCCAUUGGCAAGGAUAGACCACUUGGUUUAGUCGAAUUGGCUGCGUCGGAUUGGAUCAAGGAAGGAGAGAACGGAGAAUACGAAGUCCACGAUGAGAAGAGCGACUUGUCUACUCCCCUCAAAUUAGAUGGCCACAGUAACCAAAAGGGUGUACUACACUACACCGUUGCUUUCUACCCAACCCUAAACGUCAUCGACCCCGAGGAGGAGGCCGAAGAGCUCGAAGCCCAAAAGGAGAUGGCAGCAGCUGAAGAAAACGGCAACAAGACCACCGAGACCGAGAAGGCUGAGGCCAACGCUACUCCCAACGGCAGCCCAAGACUUGACGCAGACAAGGCAGGAGAUCUAACCAAUGGUGAAGCUGGCGAGAAGGCUGAGAAGGAAGUACCAAAGAUUCGCCUUACACCUCAAGAUGUGCACAAUUAUGAAUCUGGUUUGAUUGUUUUCAAGCUGGAGGAGGGAGACUUCUCAACCACGGGUACCCAGCUCGAGGUUCUGAUGGAUGACAACCUGUACCCAACAUAUACCUCUCCCAAGGUGCAAUCUAAGCAUAUGGUGUUUGGUGACGUUGGCGAUGCCUUCGUGCCUGAGAUGGAGUUCUCCAAGAUCACUUUGCGUCUGGUUGAUAAAUCUGACCGUCCAGGUGACGAAAAUGAGGAUCGCUCGAUUGCCAAACUUUCUGGCCCAACUCUAGCCACUCUCCAACAGUGCUUGUACAAACCCACUGAGCUCAUCCUCCGAGGAGCUGAUGGAAUCAAUAGCAAGGUUACCGUUAGCUUGAAGUACCUUCCCGUAAAGAUGAAGCUUGAUCCCUCUGAAAGUAUCAACAACAUGGGUACCCUUCGAGUGGACGUCCUAGAUGCUGCAGACCUGCCUUCAGCGGACAGAAAUGGAUACAGCGAUCCAUACUGCAAGUUCAAGCUUGGUGGCAAGGACGUUUUCAAGACCAAGGUGCAGAAGAAGACCUUACACCCUGCUUGGAACGAGUUCUUUGAAACUCCUGUAAAGUCCAGAAUUGCUGCCGACUUCAAGGCCGACGUCUACGACUGGGAUUUCGGUGACAAAGCAGACUACUUGGGCGGAGCUGCCAUCGACCUCACACAACUACAGCCAUUCCAAGCCCAGGAAGUCAGCCUUCCUCUUGACGGCAAGUCUGGAGCAAUUCGAUUGAAGCUUCUCUUCAAGCCAGCCUACAUCACUCGAUCUCGACAGGGCUCAUCCACAUUCUCCGGAACCUUUGCUACACCAGGAAAGAUUGUAGGCGCCCCAGUCAAGGGAGUUACCAUGCUUGGAGGUGGAGUGAUCAAGGGAGCCUCUUUCUUGAAACAUGGCUUCAAGCGAUCCAGCCGCGCUCAUGGUGAGGGAGAGGCCGAACCAGAAGCUGCCAGCAACGGCGGCCACGGCCACACACCCAGUGUCGAAGUUUCGGCGGCGCCAGCCACCCCACAGCGCUCUUCAGCACUUGCGGACUCCCCAUCGGGAUCCCCCGUCAUCUCGCACGCUAGAUCGCGAAGCAGCGCAUCUCAGGCCGGUCUCGGCGUCUCCAGUAUCAAGGGAGACACCGGAACAGCCACCAUCACCAUUGUCUCUACAACUGGCUACCCGCGCUCAACCAAUGUUCGAGUAGUGGUCAAGCAACAGACCAGCAAGGGCAUGAAAGAAAUCCAUAAAUCCAAGGCCCACAAGGCACCUCACACCUCCGGAUCAUCGUCGCCCGAAGGCCAGUCCGAGGCCAUCGUCCAGUUCGACCCCGGCCACGAAACCAUCAAGAUCAACUCCGUCACUGCCGACGCCCAGUUCCAGCUUCAAGUCAAAGACCACGCUGUGUUCGGAUCCGACGACAUUCUAGGAGAAGCCCUCUUCUUCCUUGACGACCAAGGCUCCAACGCCGGAAGAGAACGCAACGUGAAAGUCGGAAACGGCUACGUCACUAUCAAGACUGUCUUCAUGUCCUCGGAAACCUCGUCCCUGAGACCAGGUACUUCCCACUCCACUGUCCCAACAGAAGAUAGUACCGCUGACUCCCCAAAGCCUCGUAGGAGUUUUCUAUCCAAACGAAGCGUCAGCGGCGUCGGCAGCUCAUAA